AUGAAUAAUAUUUGCAGGGAGUAUAAAUUCGGAAGUAUUCCUUCUGCUCCUGGGUUGACUUCUCAGUUGAAGAAGCAUGCCAGGUCAUUGAAAUUAGGCAGAUGUAUUAUAUCACCUUUUACUCAGAUCCCAAAGGUUAAGAACAAGGUUUUAAUUUUUGAUAAAAUUGACCCAAAGGAAGAAAGUUUCAAAAAAGCAGAACAAAUGUUUAGAAAUGUGUUAUCUAACAACCAGAGGGAAGAUUUUGAAAGAAAGCUUUCAGAUGUAUUAAAGACAAACAAGAAUAGAACUCGAAGGGCAAGAAAUAGUAUGAGCACAACUCCUUUCUUGCCUAAUGAAAUUAUCCAAAAGUGCCAGAAUUAUAUUAAAAGAUCAAGUCGAUCUUCUUACAGACCCAAGACUAGUAGACAUGAAGCCAGCUUAGAUGUUCCCAACAAUUUAGAUAUCAAGAUUUCCAGAAGGACAAGACUCCGGUUUGGUUCUAGGGAAUAUCACAAUUUUCGAGUAUGAAAAGACGAUCUAUUGACUCAUUUUUAAAAAAAGUAUGAAACCACUGGAGCAAGAUAAUAUCCCACAAAUUUCAGAAGAAAAAGGUCAAGAAAAGCAAGAAUGGAGAGCUGUGACUUCUAUUAAUUUCAUAACUCUCGAGGAUUUUAAAUAGACCUGUGCAGACUCAGAGAGAUAAGGAGUAUUUGGAUAUAAUUAAAAGCAGAAAGUCAAGACAAAAGGAACUUACCCAAGCCCCAGAAUAUAGUUUGAAUAUCAAUACAAAUUGUGAUAGCGCUCAAGGGUUUAGGAAUAUUACAUUGAAAUAAGUUACUCAGAAAUAAGGAUUUUAAGGCAGAAAAGGUUCGUAAAAAGCAGCGUAAAUAGAAUUCAAAGGACUAAAAAGAGAGUUCAGGCAAAAUUAGUCCCUACUACUACAGGAGGGUUUGGAAUCAAAGCAAGUAGAGAUUUAAUUGAAAGUAUGAAGGUGACCAUUAGGAAUAGAUCGUAUCGCCCAAAAUCAAGGAAUAAAAUAUAGUAGCCUAUAUUUCAAUUAUUUACC
Molecule: messenger RNA, 1048 nt
Organism: Moneuplotes crassus
Lineage: Eukaryota; Ciliophora; Spirotrichea; Euplotida; Euplotidae
Source: the annotation of a GenBank genome assembly